UAUCCUUAACUGUUAAAAGUGAAGAUAAUUGUCUUUCUUAUUGCAGCAUCGCAAUUCUGGACUGUUUGUAAUUUCUAGUUCAGGGUGGUGCUUCUACUGUUUUAUAUCUGCUCCUUUUUAAUGUGGGAAAGAAGGAAAUAAAAAGAAAGCUAGAACAUUUACUGUGGAUCCCUUUGGUAUGUUUAUCUGGGAUAUGCAUUUAUUGCCUAGCAUAUCUAUUUGAUUAAAAAAUGAAAAUCAGCUGUUUAUUAGCUGCUUUAGAUAUUUUUCUAUCUAGACCUGUGUUCUAGACUGAUGCAAUCAUAGCCACACAGUAAUUCUGCUAGAAGCUCAUUUAGUGGAUCUACUGUUAAACAUAUUUGUAGAUUACUUGCUACACACAGGCUUUCAAAGCAUGAUGUGGAAAAAUUGGAUAUCUAAGAUUUCAAGAAACCAAGUUAAAUCUAAGUUAACUCCAAGAAGAAAUGUUGAGGGAGGGAGAUGGAAAAGAAUUGUGGGGCUGUAUAUGUCUAGAAAGCACCCCAAGAUUUAAACUGUUUGGCAACGUCAGCUGGUUCUUAUGAAAACAGGGAAGCUGCUGAGUUUCCCCUUGAGGCUUCAGUAUGACUAACAGAAGAAAGGCUAGUGGUAUUACUUAGUAGCCAUGCCACACUGUGUUUUCUGCAUUACCUCCAAAUGAAAUAAGGCAACAAUGGACUUUCAUGCUGGGAAGAUAUUUGUACGGAUAAUAAAGUUCUGUGUUUCUUGUACUGCAGCCAUUCAAACAUUUAAUAAAAGCACUUGGCAAAUGCUAAUGAGUUUGUUCCCUCAACAGAAGCAAAGACAUGACAGCCAACAUUUUUCGAAUUUAAGUAUCUAAAAUUAGACACCAAAGUGUUUUUAGAAUCUGUAAUAAAAGUGAUUGAAUUUUUGCAACUGUGGAAUGCUCACAGCUCUCUGCAAGUAGUUUCAUUACUCAUACAAAAUAUAAGCAUUUGUGGAAGACAUGAUUUUUCCCAUCAGUGUGGGAAAAAAGAAGCCUCAUCCUGUGAAUUGCCAAGCUCUCACUCAUGUUCAGGGGAUUGAUACUUAGUUCCUUGGUGCUGGUACGGCAGCUGCUCAUAUGUCACUGGGGCUGAUGCUAAGAGUUUUGAAACUGAUUCAGUGGAAGUUUUGCAGGUGACCUCUGAGGGUUGGACCAUUACUGAUUGACUGCUCUGGUAAGUGAUUCUGUAUACGGUUAUUUACAUCGUAUCAGUUUUCAGCCCUUGAGCCCACUAAAAGAAGAACAAUGAAGUCAACCAUGUCUUUGGUCAACUAAAAGAUAGAACAGAGAAGAACCACAGGCUUACUGAAUUGCAAUGACAUUAGAUAAGCAAGGAUGAAAUUAGAAAAUAGCAAAAAUUCUCAUUAAGAUAUGUACACAGGAAAAAAAAUCAGAAAAAAUUGUCCAUAAUGCUAGCAAGCAAAACACUUCUGGGAGGGAGGGAAGGAGGAUAAAAAGAGAGAACCUCAAAUCAGCCCUCCUGACCUCUACAGAUAAGAAUCAGGUUGCUUAAAGAAGAACUUGCAUUUUAAAAUAUGAGCUUGAAAAAAACCCGUAUUUCUUAACCAAUUACUCUUCUAGAAUUAUAUGGUUUUAAAAACCCUAAGAAAAUGAGAUUUAUCUAGCAUCAAAAGCUUUCACUUUUUUCCUCUCCUGACACAAUUUUGCUUUUAAUGUAUAUUGGAUUUUUGACCCAUCUUGUUUUAACUCCUUGUGAAUCUCAACCUUUUGGAUAACUCUGCCAGGUACAACUUUCUUCCCAGACUGAACUGACCGGGAUACACAACAUGCACAACAGCACUGCUGGAACUCUGCAAGUGGCUGCAGUGUGUAAUGAGACUUGGCCCACCCAGUCACCGAGCUCUGAGUUCUCACUGGGAGUGUUGGUGCUGCUGGCUGUUCUCAUGGUGCUGCUGUGUCUGGUCACCAUCCUUGGAAACGUGCUGGUGAUCCUUGCUUUCAUCGUGGACAGAAGCCUGAGGCAUCAGAGUAACUAUUUCUUUCUCAAUCUUGCUGUUUCUGACUUAGCAGUGGGUGUGUUCUGCAUACCUCUCUACAUCCCUUACAGCCUGACAGGAAAAUGGCACUUGGGAAGAGGUGUCUGUAAGCUCUGGCUGGUUAUGGAUUAUCUCCUGUGCACAGCUUCAGUGUUUAACAUUGUUCUGAUCAGCUAUGACCGUUUCCUGUCAGUUACUCGAGCUGUAUCUUACAGAGCCCGACAGGGAAUAACAUCCAACCCUGCCAUCAAGAUGGUGGCCAUAUGGAUCUUAGCCUUUCUCCUGUACUGCCCAGCAAUCCUCCUUUGGGAGCACGUGGCCGGACAGAGCGCAUCUUUGGUAACUGACUGCUCGUCUCCAUCCAGAGGGAAUUCUGUUACUCCAGAAAAUGAAUUUUCUGUUUCCCUCUGUUCAAAGGCUAGGUCAAAACUGCAGCAGGACAAGAAAAUUGCAAAGUCACUUACCAUAAUUGUCUGUGUGUUUGCCAUUUGCUGGGCCCCAUACUCUUUAUUAAUGAUUGUUCGUGGGGCCUGCCAGGGAACUUGUGUCCAUAACACCCUGUAUGAAGCAACUUUUUGGCUUUUAUGGAUCAAUUCCUCUCUGAAUCCAUUUCUCUACCCUCUGUGUCAUGUCAAAUUUCGAAUGGCUUUUCUGAAAAUAUUAAGUCCCAAAAAGUUUGCCACAUUGAGAUCAGGCUCUUUUUAGAAGGAAAAAAGGAAAAGGAAGGACCAAGAAGAGCUGGAUGAGGGAUGUAA
Molecule: messenger RNA, 2777 nt
Organism: Empidonax traillii (willow flycatcher)
Lineage: Eukaryota; Metazoa; Chordata; Aves; Passeriformes; Tyrannidae
Product: histamine H3 receptor-like
Exons: 5
Coding region: 1813-2727 (304 amino acids)
Biological process (GO): adenylate cyclase-activating adrenergic receptor signaling pathway
Cellular component (GO): plasma membrane
Molecular function (GO): G protein-coupled acetylcholine receptor activity
Source: RefSeq, a predicted model, not a curated record